This is a messenger RNA of Sesamum indicum (sesame), 2001 nucleotides long. RefSeq names its product diacylglycerol kinase 3. The record is from RefSeq and is a predicted model, not a curated record. Gene Ontology annotation, biological process: phospholipase C-activating G protein-coupled receptor signaling pathway. Gene Ontology annotation, molecular function: ATP-dependent diacylglycerol kinase activity. Gene Ontology annotation, cellular component: membrane. NCBI's taxonomy places the organism in Eukaryota, Viridiplantae, Streptophyta, Magnoliopsida, Lamiales, Pedaliaceae.
GUGUUCCGCGUUUACCUUUAAAGCAGCACACAGUUAAGAAAACGGGAAACAGAAUAGAAAAGCGAAGAAAGCGCAAAACAGCGAAAGGGCAUUGAAAUCCCAACGACCGGUUAAACAGUUGAGCACGUGGUGGCAUUUGCGGAAUUCCAUUGAACCAAACCCCCCAAUCUCAUAAAACUCCCCCACACACAUCACCGGAUAAGUACUUCUCCGACGCCGCCGCUGGAAGGGUAACCGGAGAUUCAUCGAGUGAUGAUGGACGCACCUGUCACGCCGACGAGGAGUUCCGCCUCCGGUCGCUCGUCAGUGAUCGACUCCUUGCGCGGUUGCACGCUGUCCGGCGUGCGUGUCCACAAGGAGGAACUGCGAAGGAAGAUCACGUUUCCUGAGUACCUCAGGCUGGCCAUGAGGGAGGCGAUCAGAGCGAAGGACGUCGGCGCCGCCGCCGUGGCUCAGUACUUUGAGGCGGCUCAUGCGGAAGGAGCGGAGCAGGUGGAGCCUGCUGAGUGGCCUAUGGUAGUUUUUAUCAAUUCGAAGAGUGGUGGGAGGCAUGGGCCCGAACUCAAGGCUCGGCUCCAGGAACUCAUGGGUGAAGAACAGGUUUUUGACCUUUCGGCUGUGAAGCCUCAUGAAUUUGUUCAAUAUGGAUUGUCUUGCCUGGAGAAGUUUGCUAGUCUUGGAGACAACUGCGCAAAAGCGACUCGUGAAAAACUUAGGAUUGUGGUAGCCGGAGGUGAUGGUACUGUUGGGUGGGUCCUUGGGUGUCUUGGAGAACUUAACAAACAGGACAGGCUGCCAGUUCCUCCAACUGGAAUUAUCCCCCUUGGUACAGGAAAUGACUUGUCAAGGAGUUUUGGUUGGGGUGGUUCAUUCCCUUUUAAUUGGAGAUCAGCCAUAAAAAGAACUCUUGAGAAGGUCGCCUGUGGUACUACUGCUCAUCUGGAUAGUUGGCAGGUUUUAAUAUCUAUGCCGGCAGGUGAGGAGUUGGAGACACCUUAUUCUCUGAAGGCAAUAGAAGAAACACCUCUCGAUCAGGAACUGGCUGUUGAGGGGGACAUCCCAGAGAAGGUUGACUGCUAUCAAGGAGUCUUUUAUAAUUAUUUCAGCAUAGGAAUGGAUGCCCAAGUUGCUUAUGGGUUCCACAAUUUACGCAAUGAAAAACCAUACCUCGCUCAAGGCCCAAUCUCAAACAAGUUGAUCUAUUCUGGAUACAGUUGCACGCAAGGGUGGUUCUUCACGCCAUGCAGCAGUGAUCCAGGUUUAAGGUCCUUGAGGAACAUCUUGAGGAUAUACAUUAAGAAGGUUAAUCAUUCAAAGUGGGAGCAAAUCCCUGUGCCGUCAAGUGUGAGAUCUAUUGUUGCUCUUAAUCUUCCUAGCUAUGGAAGUGGAAGAAAUCCGUGGGGCAAUUUGAAGCCUGAUUAUCUUGAGAAGAGAGGAUUUGUUGAAGCCCAUGCAGAUGAUGGUUGUCUGGAAGUCUUUGGUUUCAAACAAGGUUGGCAUGCUUCAAUGGUUAUGGUUGAACUGAUAUCUGCAAAACACAUAGCCCAGGCUUCAGCUAUCCGGUUUGAGCUUAGAGGAGGAGAAUGGAAAGAGGCAUACAUGCAAAUGGAUGGUGAACCAUGGAGACAGCGCAUGGACAAGGAGUACUCAACGUUUGUGGAAAUUAAGAAAGUACCACAUCAGUCCAUUAUGGUCAGGGCACAAUAGUUUCGGCUAACCUUAUGUAAAGCAUCUUCUUCAUGAGGGGGCUUCUUUCAAAUUAUUCAUCUUCUCAGCAUCAGGUUGACGUACAUAUCUCUGCCUAACUAUGUAUAUAAUCCAUUCUUUAUGCGACAUAUCUUAGCUGACUCCAAAUUGGUGCCAGAUUAUGUGAUGUCGGUAUUGUUUGUGCCAUUUUACAAAAAAUGUAUUGUUCGGCGGAGUGAGUUCUAAAUGAAUUGGUUGCUUGUUACAGUCGAUAAAUGAAAAUUACUUGGUACAAGUGAUCAUUUUUGGCUGGCU